UGCCAGGGCCCUCCACGGGGAGAGCUCGAAUUCCUGUGGUGCUGGCAGGAUGUGCACACAUCUGCAUGCACACACGCAUCUGUGCACACACAUGCAAAUGCAUACACACGGCUGUGUGCGCAGCUGCUUGCACACACAUGGAUGCGUGCCCAUGGGAACACCUGCACUGCUGCCAUGCCCAUAUCCACAUCCCCACUGCCCCAGGAGCCUGGGGAGCCCUGGCACAGCCCGGGCACAUCCAGGGAUGGUGCAGGGGGAGAAGCAGAGGGCAGGGGCAGUGCUUGAAGCCCGGGAGCCCCAGCUGGGAGCUCAUAAGAGGCCCGAUGGGCACCGUGCAGUGGAGUUGAGCGAGGGCUCCUCUCCAAACUCAUGGGAAUCGCCCACAGCCUGCGAGCUGCCGACAUCCCCUCUCGCCCACCAGUGUUCCUGUCCCAGCCCCGGGGCAGGCGGGCUGCGGGGAACGCUGGCUGCAGCCGUCAUCGGAGCCGCAGGAAGCCAGCCUUACUGCAUGUGCAGCCCAGAGCCUGCGUAACUCCACCUCGAGUGCUCGUCCUCACACACAGGGAGCAGCCAGCACCGAGAUCAUGGGAGGGACGUCGCAGCACGGCCCCGAGGACUGCCGCUUUCUGGAUGCAGAAGCAUCCAAGACCCGAAAGAAGACCCGCACCAGGUACAAGGUCUGCGGGCUGCUCUUCAGCGUGCUGCUCAUUGCUGUCAUCCUCGUACUCUUUGGUGUCAAACACCUGUGGAACCCAGCAUCCAGACAAGUCUAUGACAUGGAGCACACCUUCUUCAGCCACGGCGAGAAGAAGAAAAUUGUGAUGGAGAUCGACCCGCUGACCAGGACGGAGACCUUCAGGAGUGGGAAUGGCAGUGAGGAGAUCCUGGAGAUCCACGACUUCAAGAACGGAAUAACUGGCAUCUUCUUUGUGGGACUUCAAAAGUGCUUCAUCAAAACUCAGACCAAAGUCAUACCUGAGACUACGGAGGCCAAGAUCCCUGAGCUGGAGGGUGAAGAAAUCACCACCACCUACUUUGAGCAGUCCAUGGUCUGGGUGCCUGGUGAAAAACCCAUUCAGAACAAGGAGUUCCUGAAGAGCUCCAAAAUUUUUAACAUUUGUAGAAAUGUGACCAUCUACUGGAUCCACCCAACGCCAAUGGCAGCUCCAGAGCUGGCUGGCCUGGCAAGAACAGAAGAAGAUACCGGGCUGUUCACGGAUGACCAGAACUGGCUGGAUGGGGGCAAUGAGCGUGGGAUGGAGGCUGCCCUACCAGGACCCAAGCGCCGGACACGGCAGCUGACAGAAGAGGACCUGCCUGUCAACGACUACACAGAAAACGGGCUGGAGUUCCACCCGCUGUGGGAUGAGCGGGGCUACUGCUGUGCACAGUGCCGCCGCGCCAACCGCUACUGCCGGCGGGUCUGCGAGCCGCUGCUGGGCUACUACCCCUACCCGUACUGCUACCAGGGCGGCAGGGUGAUCUGCCGUAUCAUCAUGCCCUGCAACUGGUGGAUCGCACGCAUGCUGGGCCGUGUGUAAGCCCUGUGCACACCCACUGAGCCCCCAGGUAGAGCCCUGCAGGCCGUGGGACCCCCAAACAGGCUGCAGACUCCGAGCGUGGCUCCGAGGGCUGGGCCAGGCUGGCGUC
Molecule: messenger RNA, 1650 nt
Organism: Lagopus muta (rock ptarmigan)
Lineage: Eukaryota; Metazoa; Chordata; Aves; Galliformes; Phasianidae
Gene: TNMD
Product: tenomodulin
Exons: 7
Coding region: 585-1541 (318 amino acids)
Biological process (GO): negative regulation of angiogenesis; negative regulation of endothelial cell proliferation
Source: RefSeq, a predicted model, not a curated record